AUGAAUCAGUGUGGGGACAGAGAGGAGGGAGCCGCUUCCUCUAAAACCAGUCUGUGGGGAGAACAUGAAGGCCAAACCACAGCUCAGAGGUAAGAUCAGGAUCUCAGUCUAUGACUCUUCAGCACUCACAGCACUACAUUAUCCACACUAAGACCUUUGUUUGUUCAUCUGUGCCAAAGACAACGGCAACAGUAUCCACCAGACUUUGCUGGACCUGAAACUCGGCCUGAGCCUGGAUCUCAAGCAGGACCUGGGAGACGGUUGUCUGUGAAGACACUACAGUUGAUGUUUGAUUCCUUUCAGUUUAAACAUGAACAACAGUCCACAGCUGACAUGUAAGAAAACAAAAAGUUUGUUUGCUGUCCUCAAACUCUCCUUAAUAGUCUUAAAAGAGUUAAAAGCCUCUAAACAACUAUUAAAUCACAAUAUUCUUCAACAUGAAGGGGGCUCUUUAACUUUUUCAGUUUUUGUUAUCCUUUUAGUGGUAAACAUCAGAUAAAAGAAUCUGCCAGACCUGGACCUGGACCUGGUUCCAUCUAUGUGCCCCCUAAGAGUGACCAGUCUGUGACACAAUCUCUUAAAAGUGGGCUCGUGCUCGACUAUGAUGAGUAAUAAUCUGUGUUUUUAUCAUUCUAAAUGUAUAUAAAAAGGUUAAAGUAAGUAGUAAAUUUCAAGACAUUGUCAUGUGGAUAGGUUACAAUGUUCUUGUAUAUCAAUCUGUGUUUUAUUUUUCCGUCAGUGUCCAAUCUAAGAGAUCAUACUCUCCUGAAUCUGUACCUAGCUUUGUGUCCCUAAAGAGUGACUGGUCUAUGAGGCGCCCUCUUGCAUUUAAAAGUGGACAUCAGAUCGACCUGGAUAAGUAAUAAUAUGUGUUUUAAUUAUGAUAACUGUAUUAAAAAGGUUAUAGUAAAUUUCAUGACACUGUCACCUGAAUGAUUUUCAGUGUUCAUGUUUAUUAAUCAGUGUACAUUGUUUCUUGCAGGGCCAAAUCCAAGAGAUCAUAUUCUACUGAAUCAUUGCACAGCCGUUUAUCCCUAAACAGUGACUGGUCUAUGAGGCGACCUCUUGCAUUCACAGAUGAGAGGAUUUCUCAUCAUUUAAGGUAAAAAAUGAGAAAUUUUAAUGACUCUUUUUGUGAAACUUUACAAAUUCACCUCACUUUUUGUUAGUGUACUAUCUAUGAAGGUGAAGAUUUUUCAGUGUUUUUGUGUUUGUCUGGGUCUAACAGCACUAAACAGUAUUUGACCCUAGAAAAUCUCCUCAUUAUGCAUCGUCAUGUUUGUAGGAGGACCCAGCAGUGUUUUUGUUUUGCUACCAGGAAAAACUAGAUAGAAUCUAUCACGUGUAACACUGAGUGUCAUACAAUUACAUAUACUAUACACUUUUUUCCCCCAGAGUCCAGCAGAAGAGAUCAGAGGCUCUCAAAGGCCAGCCUGCUCAGCAUCACCAGACACAGCUGGACUCCAUAUUUAUAGUGAGUAAAUGUACAAAAACAGCUGUUAUUGAUAAUGUAUGACACAUUGCACUUAAUGGAUGAAAAAAGGUAAAGUGUCUGAUUUUCUUGUAAUUAUGAGAUCCUGAUCUCGUAACUACGUAAAAAGAUCUUCUAAUUAUGAGAUAGGAUAAAGAAAAAGGAAAGGUCUGUGAAUCCCCUUUAGUGGCAAUGAUGGCACCAUUGCAGUGGUAAUCUGCUCGUACCCUCUCAGUUUAGGACACCAGGAAAUAUUAAAGUUUCUUAAAAACAAGGAUGGCAUAAUAUUAAUAUAGCAGUGACUCUACAGUAAUGUUUUUGUUGAAAUGUUUAAGUCUUCUGUGUUUUCUGACUGUCCGUGAAUGUGUAUGGCACAGGCAUGUAUGUGGUUGGAUUAGAGAGUCACAGGGCGAGGUGAGUGAGAGAGACAGGGGUGCAGUGCCUGUUUGUGUGUACGUAUGUGAGUGGGGAGCUGAGAGAUAGUGAGAGUGGUCAGAUAAAUUAGUUGUUUUGGUGUGGUUAAGUGUGACUCUUGUAAUAAAACAAAGUUUUUUUGGACCAACUCAUUCUUUCAUCAUCCUUUUCAAUAUGUCCGGUUGGACACCACAGUAUGUCAAUUUUUUAAUUUACUCAUUACACACAGUGAAUGCAAUGCACUUCUGUAUGAAUUUACCUUUUCAUUGAUGGGCAGUUAGUGGUUUUGAGUGAAGCAAUGGUCAAUGUGGCACCUUUCCUCAUCUCAAUUGAGGGAACUUUUCUCGUAAUUACAAGAAAAGACCUCAUUAUUUGCCAUUAUGUCAUGAGCAGAGACUGGUCAGGAGUGUUUAGGGGGUUGUAUGCAUUUUUAAAAACUCGUGAAACUGGUAAAAAUAUUUAUUUUAUAUUGUAUUUAAUUUCUAAUACCUACAUUUCUCUCAGGUAUGAUAACUCCAACUAGGAAAUUCCCUCUGGGAAAAUUUGAAAGGGCCACGGGGCCACUGCCGGUGUGUUUUCAUUAUGAUGAGAUUCUUUAGAGAUUUUAAAUAAUUAAUACUAGGAGCAUUGUGAUACAAUAUACAAGGAACACACUUACAACAAGCAUUACAAACAUUCCUUUUACAUGUCUUUAUUAUUAGUAAAAAAAUAAAUGAAAAAUGGACCCUGAGCAGUAGAUGUUUGAGAAACUCCUACAACCUACUAUUUCUUUUUUUGGCUUGUCCCAUUGACUUCAGUGCAAAAUUUUCUGCAGUUUCCAAUGACUUACAUCAUGAAAAAUUCAUAUACAACAGAGAAAAGUAAUAGCACACCAACUUUGAUCAAACCACUCAAUUUUUAAGUAUUAUUUGUCCUACAACUCUUCAAGCUGUAGGACUAGUAACAAAUAAAAAUUUGUCCGGAAGAGGAAAAAGAAAAAAUAUACAACAUAACAAUAGUGACCAAUAAGUCUGUCACAAGUUGGCAUUUACAUUCUGUUCUGUUCCAGUUGCUCCAGGAGAAUAUUUUCAGUUUUGUAAAGGAUGAGCUGAAGAGGAUCCAGAGAUUUCUGGGUCAAGAUUUCCCAGAAUGCUUAGAGAGCCAGUACAAGGAUGAGGAUCAGGAGCAGAGGAGGAGCAGAGAUGCAUUUCUGAAGAUCACUCUGCACUUCCUGAGGAAAAUGAAGCAGGAGGAGCUAGCUGACAGUCUGCAGAGCAGUAAGAUGAUCUGA
Molecule: messenger RNA, 3155 nt
Organism: Xyrichtys novacula (pearly razorfish)
Lineage: Eukaryota; Metazoa; Chordata; Actinopteri; Labriformes; Labridae
Source: the annotation of a GenBank genome assembly